Molecule: messenger RNA, 4355 nt
Organism: Sapajus apella (tufted capuchin)
Lineage: Eukaryota; Metazoa; Chordata; Mammalia; Primates; Cebidae
Gene: MORC3
Product: MORC family CW-type zinc finger 3
Exons: 17
Coding region: 194-3007 (937 amino acids)
Cellular component (GO): PML body; nucleus
Molecular function (GO): zinc ion binding; ATP hydrolysis activity
Source: RefSeq, a predicted model, not a curated record
CUGCUUUAACCAGGCAGGCAAUUCACCCUCCCCAAGCUCCCACUUCGGCUUUGCCUGGAGGCGGAAGUGGGUGGGAGGGGCCAGUCGCGCGCCCCUCCCCGGAAGUGGGCGUGACCUCCAGGGCUCUAGUCGUUCCACCGUCUCCCACUCGGGUUGCGGCUGAGGCCGGUCCUGGCUUUGUAGCUCGCUCAAGAUGGCGGCACAGCCACCCCGCGGGAUACGCCUCAGCGCGCUUUGCCCGAAGUUUUUACAUACAAAUUCUACUAGUCACACCUGGCCAUUCAGUGCAGUUGCUGAAUUAAUAGAUAAUGCUUACGAUCCUGAUGUGAAUGCUAAACAAAUAUGGAUUGACAAAACAGUGAUAAAUGACCAUAUAUGCUUGACAUUCACUGACAAUGGGAAUGGUAUGACUUCUGAUAAAUUGCAUAAAAUGCUAAGCUUUGGUUUCAGUGACAAAGUCACCAUGAAUGGUCAUGUCCCAGUUGGAUUAUAUGGGAAUGGCUUCAAGUCGGGUUCUAUGCGUCUGGGUAAAGAUGCAAUUGUUUUUACCAAAAAUGGAGAAAGCAUGAGCGUGGGCUUUUUGUCUCAGACCUACUUGGAAGUCAUAAAAGCAGAGCAUGUUGUUGUUCCAAUAGUGGCAUUCAACAAGCACCGACAGAUGAUUAAUUUGGCAGAAUCAAAAGCCAGCCUUGCUGCAAUUCUGGAACAUUCUCUGUUUUCUACGGAACAGAAGUUAAUGGCAGAACUUGAUGCUAUUAUGGGCAAGAAGGGGACGAGGAUCAUCAUUUGGAACCUUAGAAGCUACAAAAAUUCAACGGAGUUCGAUUUUGAAAAGGAUAAAUAUGAUAUCAGAAUUCCUGAGGAUUUAGAUGAGACAACAGGGAAGAAAGGGUACAAGAAGCAGGAAAGGAUGGACCAGAUUGCCCCUGAGAGUGACUACUCCCUGAGGGCUUAUUGCAGUAUAUUGUAUCUAAAGCCGAGAAUGCAGAUCAUCCUACGUGGACAGAAAGUGAAGACACAGCUGGUUUCGAAGAGUCUUGCCUACAUUGAACGUGAUGUUUAUCGACCGAAAUUUUUAUCUAAAACAGUGAGAAUUACCUUUGGAUUCAACUGCAGAAAUAAAGAUCAUUAUGGGAUAAUGAUGUAUCACAGAAAUAGACUCAUCAAAGCUUACGAAAAAGUUGGAUGUCAGUUAAGGGCAAACAACAUGGGUGUUGGAGUGGUUGGAAUUAUAGAGUGUAAUUUCCUUAAGCCAACUCAUAAUAAACAAGAUUUCGACUAUACUAAUGAGUACAGACUUACAAUAACAGCACUGGGAGAAAAGCUGAAUGAUUACUGGAAUGAAAUGAAAGUGAAGAAAAAUGCAGAAUAUCCUCUAAAUUUGCCAGUUGAAGAUAUACAGAAACGUCCUGAUCAGACAUGGGUUCAGUGUGAUGCCUGUCUAAAGUGGCGGAAAUUACCUGACGGAAUAGAUCAGCUUCCUGAAAAAUGGUAUUGCUCCAAUAACCCUGACCCACAGUUCAGAAAUUGCGAGGUUCCAGAGGAACCUGAAGAUGAGGAUUUGGUACAUCCCACUUAUGAAAAAACCUACAAAAAGACCAACAAGGAAAAAUUCAGGAUCAGACAACCGGAAAUGAUCCCUCGGAUUAAUACUGAACUGUUGUUUCGGCCAACUGGUCUUUCAACUCCCAGCUUUUCUGCUAAGGAAAGUGUUCCAAGAAGAAUUUCAGAAGGAGCAAAUUCUUAUGCAACAAGACUUCUAAAUAAUCAUCAAGUUUCACCCCAGUCUGAACCUGAGAGCAACAGCUUCAAACGGAGACUUUCUACUCGUUCCUCAAUUUUGAAUGCGAAGAAUCGGAGAUUGAGUAGUCAGUUUGAAAGUUCAGUUUAUAAAGGUGAUGACGAUGAUGAAGAUGUCAUCAUUUUGGAAGAAAACAGUACCCCCAAACCUGCAGUAGAUCAUGAUGUUGACAUGAAAUCAGAACAGAGUCACAUUGAGCAAAGUGGUGUUCAGAUCGAGCUUGUGGGUGACAGUGAACCUUGUGGCCAGACUGGUUCAACAAGCACCUCAUCAUCCCGGUGUGACCAGGGAAAUACUGCAGCUACCCAGACUGAAGUACCAAGUUUAGUUGUUAAAAAGGAAGAAACUAUUGAAGAUGAGAUAGAUGUAAGAAAUGAUACAGUGAUUCUGCCCUCCUGUGUAGAAGCUGAAGCAAAGAUACACGAAACCCAGGACACCAUCGAUAAAUCUGCAGAUGAUGCAGGCUGCCAAUUACAAGAACUGAGAAACCAGCUACUACUUGUCACCCAGGAAAAAGAGAAUUAUAAAAGACAGUGUCAUAUGUUUACUGAUCAAAUCAAAGUGUUACAACAGAGGAUACUAGAAAUGAAUGACAAAUGUGUGAAGAAAGAAACGUGCCAUCAGUCCACUGAAACUGAUGCUGUAUUUUUACUUGAAAGUAUUAAUGGCAAAUCCGAAAGUCCAGACCAUGUGGUAUCUCAGUAUCAGCAAGCUUUGGAAGAAAUAGAAAGGCUGAAAAAACAAUGUAGUGCUUUGCAGCAUGUAAAGGCUGAAUGCAGUCAGUGUUCCAAUAGUGAGAGUAAAAGUGAAAUGGAUGAGAUGGCCGUGCAGCUUGACGAUGUGUUUAGACAACUGGACAAAUGCAGUAUUGAGAGGGACCAGUAUAAAAGUGAGGUUGAAUUACUGGAAAUGGAAAAAUCCCAAAUGCGUUCACAGUGUGAAGAACUCAAAACUGAAGUUGAACAGUUAAAAUCUACAAAUCAACAAACAGCAACAGAUGUUUCAACAUCAAGUAACAUUGAGGAGUCCGUAAAUUAUAUGGAUGGGGAAAGCCUCAAACUCCGAUCUCUUCGAGUUAAUGUAGGACAGCUGCUGGCUAUGAUUGUGCCUGAUCUUGAUCUUCAGCAAGUGAAUUACGAUGUUGAUGUAGUUGAUGAGAUUUUAGGACAAGUUGUUGAACAAAUGAGUGAAAUCAGUAGUACUUAAAGUAUAUAUUAUGUAAGAUAAGAAAAUAUUUGCUCAAUUCUUUUGGUUGUACAGCUUUCAAAAUAUAAAUAAUUUUGUUUUAUAGAUACGAUAGGCAACAGACUGAAAACCAUAAUCUUAUGACUGUAUUCUAUGCAUUCAAGUGUGGUCACAAAUAUUGUGAACACAUUAUCAUAUGUUUUGAAAUACCUGUGAAUUGUUGGCAUUGAGCAGCUGAAGCUAAUUCAUGACUCUGUUUUGAAUGUAAAUAUUUGUAAUUAAGCCUGCACAUAUUUUUUUAUUGCCCUAGAGUACUUAAGUGUUUUUCACCAAGAGCUUUUCAGGCUGCCCCCAAGCUUUGUGCAAUUUUUUCUGGUUCCCCAAAGUGUAUUUUUCUCUAAGUCGAGGGCUGUGCCAUAAUACAAAUGGAAAUGUUACCUUUGAUUUUCUUAUAAAGGAGUUUAAAUAGGAUUUUUAAGUAAUGUAGUCACACUCCUGAUACGACUCUGAUUCUAAGUGAAUUGAGCAUUAAUGUUUCUUUUGUAUAAAUUCCUAUCCUGAAAUAUUUUAUUCAUGAAAGUAAAUGUAAGCAAAAACCAUCUCCAUUUUGCCAGGAUUUUAUUGUGCUGAGAUUGCCAAUCAGUUAAACACAAGGAGUUUUUAUAGAACGAAGAAACAGUCUUUAACAGGAAAAAAGUAUUGAAACAUUAAAUGACCACCAGGUUUACUUUGAAGCCCAUUUCUGGCUGUUUAGUCAGCAUGAAGUGGGCAUGAUAAUUUUUUAAUAUUUCUUUUUGUGAAAUUUCCUGUACAGCCUUUUGUAGGAUUACUACAGGUUAAUGUGAGUUGAGGAAGAGAGUCUUUCUUGAACAAUACUGCAUACGAUUUAUUAUAUUACAAACCUAAAUGUUUUAUAUCCUGGAGUCAAGGAACAAAUUUCCCUAGGAUUAUAGUAUUACAUGCCAUAAAAUACUAUGCUUUUAUUGUCCUAUGUUUUGUGCAAUUUUAAAGAGAUGGCUUUCUAUUAAGUAUAAACUAUGUAUAUAUAAUUAAGAACCAUAUUUUCCACAACUAAAAUGUGCAUUAUUUUUUCCAAAGUUUUAUCAUUGCUAUUUAUUUUUACCUUUGUUUUUGGACAUUCAAUGCAUUCUUUUUGUAUGUAUGCUUAAUACAUGUCUGUCAUAUACAAUAUUAAAUUUUUACUGUAUAGUAACUUCUAGAAAGAGCAAAUAAAUGAAGAUUGUUUUUAUUUGCCUGAUAAAAGUAAUUGAAAGUGUAUUUUUGGUAUGAAACUGGUUUUCUGUCAUAAUUGUAAUUUCCCAAAUUUAAAAAUAAUCUUGUAAUAAAAUAUAUGAUGGCUAACUGUUCA